AUGCAAGCAGCAGGAUGACGCGCAUGCGUAUUGGAUUGUUUUGACUGAAAAUGCCGUCGGUUUCGAAAACGGCGGCCAAUGCUUCUCCGCAAACCGAGAAGCCUACUCACUAUACUUAUUUGAAGGAAUUCAGAACAGAACAGUGCCCGUUGUUCCUCCAGCACAAGUGCACGCAACAUAGACCCUUUACCUGUUUUCAUUGGCAUUUUCUUAAUCAGCGGCGAAGACGGCCCAUACGAAGAAGAGAUGGGACUUUUAACUACAGUCCCGAUGUUUAUUGCACAAAAUAUGACGAGACAACAGGCAUAUGUCCCGAUGGAGACGAUUGUCCGUACUUACACCGCACCACUGGUGACACAGAGCGCAAGUACCACCUCCGCUACUACAAGACGGGGACGUGUAUACACGAGACGGACGCCCGUGGGCACUGUGUAAAGAAUGGUCUGCACUGUGCGUUUGCUCAUGGGCCCCACGACCUCCGACCCCCGGUCUAUGAUAUCAGAGAGCUUCAAGCACAAGAGGCGCUCCAGAAUGGGCAGCUUGGGUCGGGCGAAGGUAUCCCAGACCUCCAGCCUGGUGUCCUGGCAAGCCAGGCCAUGAUAGAGAAGACUCUAACGGAAGACCCCCGAUGGCACGAUACCAAUUUUGUAUUAGCAAACUACAAAACGGAGCAAUGCACCAAGCCCCCCAGGCUGUGCAGGCAGGGCUACGCCUGCCCGCACUAUCACAACAGCAGAGACCGGAGAAGGAACCCCCGCAAAUACAAGUACAGGUCGACUCCCUGUCCCAAUGUGAAGCAUGGGGAUGAGUGGGGCGAGCCCUCCAAGUGUGACAGUGGAGAUGGCUGCCAGUAUUGUCACUCCCGCACAGAGCAGCAGUUUCACCCAGAGAUCUACAAAUCCACUAAAUGCAACGACAUGAGGCAGACUGGCUACUGUCCAAGAGGACCAUUCUGUGCUUUUGCUCACGUGGAACGGAUCCCCUCCGCAGAGGAGACGAUGAGCUCCCUGCUGAGCGCCAUACAGUCCGGCUCCCAGUCCCAGCAGUAUUCCGAGUGUCCAAUCAGUGAGUGGAACAGCGGAGGCAGCUCCUCCACUCCUGCAGGCAGCAGCAACGGCCAGAUAAAGAAUGAGGGACAUCGAGAUCAAAAGCUGAAUGACUCAGACAAGCAGCAGAACGCCGUGUUCUCCGCAGGGAACCCCUUAACGUGCAGCGUCACCUCCAGCGUCACAUCGAGCCUGGCUUCCAGCAUCGGCUCCGACAGCUCCUCGCCCACCACCCUGUCCACCAUGAACGUCAAGGCCACCCCCUUCUACCCAGGGAGCAACACGGUCGAGUCCGUCAUUGGCUCGGCUCUAGAUAUCAACUUCAGUGACAUCAACGUUGCGUCUCUUGAACAAGAUCUGGAGGAGCAAGAGGACCAAGUGGGGUUUGCAAGUCAAAGGUUGCUCGCCGGAUCGGCCCCCGUUAACAUCCCGGGCUCCCUGGGCCGCUCCUCCUCCUUUAACUCCUCGUCAUCGCUCUCCACCUCGCCCAUGAGCUCCCUGUCCCAGUCCCUCUCCCAGUCCCUGCUCGGGGGGGUGGUCUCCCAGACCCCCCAUCAGCCCUCGUCCAUGUUGGCCAAGCAGGAGCACGGCCUCCUGGGAACCCCCACCUCCUCGUCCCAGAACUCCCUAGGUUUGAACGGAGCCGCCAGCAGCAUCUGGGACUUUGUGAGCGGCAACUUCUCUCCCAGCCCGUCGCCGGUGUUCAGCAGCCUGACCUCGGGGUGCAGCGGCGGCGGGGGGGACCUGGCCCGCCUCUUCAGAGAGCUGGACGAGGCCAAGAGGAAGCUGAAGCAGUGGGAGGAAGCGUGGCACCAGGUCAAGCAGGCGUGCGAGGCGUGCCAGAAAGACGCGCUGGAGGCGAAGGAGCGUGUGAAGUCGGCGGAGGCGGAGCGCCAGCUAGCGGAGCAGAGGUGGGAGGAGACGGAGCGCAGGCUGAAGGGGACCCAGGGGGACUUUGACGCUCUCUGCCGCGGCCCCGGUACGCCCCUCCUGCGUGGUCACGGGGACCUGGACCAGCUGCCCCUGUCCAAGCUCCACUCCAUCCAGAGCCAGCUGCGCAAGGACCUGGAGCUACUAGACGGGGUAAUAUAUCAGCUACAGUCAAAGAAAUGUAUAGUUUGCCAAAAGCAUGAUCGUUGCAUUGUACUGCAACCGUGCCAACAUUAUGUACUUUGUGAGAACUGUGCGCCUAGUAAAACAGAAUGUCCUUACUGUAGAACAAAGAUUUUAAAGUGGUGAUGUACAAUUAUACAAGGGUACUAUUUAUAGAACUAGCUUUUAGUAAAGAUAUAAAAAAAACGGAUUCACAUUAUGCUUAGAAUUUUCUAAAAUUGAUAUUUGUGUUUUGAUAGUAACUUGAUACACAGAUGAUUAAUGAUGUUUGACUGGUCAAAUAACUAUUACAAAUUGGGUAGUUCAAGUUUUUUGGGAAA
This is a messenger RNA of Gadus chalcogrammus (walleye pollock), 2479 nucleotides long. RefSeq names its product unk like zinc finger (gene unkl). The record is from RefSeq and is a predicted model, not a curated record. The transcript has 15 exons. The coding region runs from base 51 to 2285 and encodes 744 amino acids. NCBI's taxonomy places the organism in Eukaryota, Metazoa, Chordata, Actinopteri, Gadiformes, Gadidae. Gene Ontology annotation, molecular function: metal ion binding.